CGCAAGCGGUUGAGUCCGUAAAAGAAGUGACCGCUAGCUUCACGUCAACCAUACAGACACUACUGAACUAGCAGCGCGGAAAUCUUUCCCAGCGAAGAAGGAGAGGGAGCGACAGAGGGAGAGUGAGGGGGGUCGCUGGAAGGGAUACUGGACUGCAUUUCCCUACGUUUGAACCGACUAAAUAUUCAUAUCGGUUUGGGUUUUACCUAUUUUUAAGAAGCUCGGGAAUACCAGCUGUAGGAAGGUUAACGUGAGCUAGUCACCGCCAUCUCCUUUCAGUCGGAGCGACCGACGUGUCUUCCACACCAUGGGGAACGCUGCCACCGCUAAGAAGGGCAACGAGCUAGAGAGCGUGAAAGAGUUUCUAGCCAAAGCCAAAGAAGAUUUCUUACGGAAAUGGGAAUGCCCACCACAGAGCACAACGUGCCUAGAUGACUUUGAAAGAUUAAAGACCCUGGGUACCGGCUCAUUUGGAAGAGUCAUGCUGGUGAAACACAAAGGAACAGAGCAAUACUUUGCCAUGAAAAUACUGGACAAGCAGAAGGUGGUGAAACUCAAGCAAAUAGAACACACACUAAAUGAAAAGAGGAUAUUACAGGCAGUGAGCUUUCCUUUUCUCGUCAAACUUGAGUAUGCGUUUAAGGACAACUCCAAUUUGUACAUGGUGAUGGAGUAUGUUCCAGGUGGAGAGAUGUUCUCACACCUAAGACGAAUUGGAAGGUUCAGUGAACCACAUGCACGUUUUUAUGCCGCUCAGAUAGUGCUGACAUUUGAGUACCUCCAUUCACUAGAUCUCAUAUACAGAGAUCUGAAACCUGAGAACCUUCUCAUUGACCACCACGGCUACAUUCAGGUGACAGACUUUGGAUUUGCCAAGCGGGUAAAAGGCAGGACCUGGACGUUGUGUGGGACACCGGAGUACCUGGCGCCAGAAAUCAUUCUCAGCAAAGGCUAUAACAAAGCUGUGGACUGGUGGGCCCUUGGAGUCCUCAUCUAUGAAAUGGCAGCUGGCUAUCCUCCAUUCUUUGCAGAUCAACCCAUUCAGAUCUAUGAGAAGAUCGUGUCUGGGAAGGUACGAUUCCCAUCCCACUUCAGCUCCGACCUGAAGGACCUGUUGAGAAACCUGCUGCAGGUGGAUCUGACCAAACGUUACGGCAACCUGAAGAACGGAGUCAACGACAUCAAGGGCCACAAAUGGUUUGCUACAACAGACUGGAUCGCAAUCUACGAGAGAAAGGUGGAAGCCCCGUUCAUACCAAAGUGCAGAGGCCCAGGGGACACCAGCAACUUCGACGACUACGAGGAGGAGGAAAUCCGUGUUUCUUUAACAGAAAAAUGUGCGAAGGAGUUUGCAGAGUUUUAGGAUGCAAGAACAUGGAUAUAUCAGGGAAAUAAGGGGAUCUUUGCACUCUUCUAAAGACUUGGGAUGGAGCAGAGACCAUCGUUUUUCAGAUCUUCUUCAUAGUCCCUUCAUUCCAUAAGGCGGAAUGAGGUCGACAUGAUCCUUGGGUGCCGAUAACCUCUCACUGUCACGUACACCUGCGUAUUAAAGCAGACAGACCACGUUUUUCUUUUUCCUUUUUUGUACCUACCCACCGUUUAUUUUAAUUUUUUUUUUAAUUUUGAAGCAGAUAGUCUUGGAUGUUAUCCCCUUUUAAAAUGUGAUAUUUUUCAAUUUAUGAGGAAAAACUCAGACAAUGGCCAAUAAUAGUCCACACAUUGUAACUGACUUGUCUAUGGCUAUUCCCUCCAGUCAUCAGCGGUGUAUAUUUAAUGGUCUGUUACAAGUCCACAUCACAUUGGCUAGUGUAAAAUUCUGGCCAGCUUUCCGAGGUAGCAUUCGUCCUAUGUGCAUAUCUGUCAGUUUUGUAAGACAUUUGAACAUGUUGUGUUGAAAGCAUGACCAAAUAGAAAACGUUGGGUGACACAAGAAGAGAAGUCCUGUCCUUUCUUUGCUUUUUGCUUAGAGAGCCAAGUCCUCAUACCCCCACAGAAGCAUCCAUUCACUGUCUUCUUGGCAUUCUGACCCAGGCACCGCAAGCCAUUGCGGAAAAUGACAAACCUUGUUAUAUACAUUAGUCAAAUGCAAAUCAAGUUGUUUGUUUGAUCCUUUUGGAUCUGUUUGUUACAUGUAAAAUUUGUCAUUUGGUAUCUAGCUAUUCUUUUAUCACUGUGUCAAACAUUAUAGUCAUAUUAUCUGCCUAUUAAGACCCUUUUGUUAUGAGUCUGUGGAACAAUGUGACUUCAGUAAAUGGUGAAAGUGAAAUCCUUUUUAGGAUUUUUAUUGAGUGUAAUGUUAAGUUGAGAAGGUCAGUGUGAAUAGUGUUGUGGCACUGUGCCUCAACAUUGUCAGUGAAACCUAAAAUAAAUUUGUAAUGUAUUAAAUCAAUUAUGUUUAAAAAUUUUAAGAAACAGGAAUGCAAAGCUAUGGUAGACAUAUUUACCGUAUUCUCCCUGUUAACACCCCCGAACAGAUUUUUGUUUCAUUCUUAUCAAAGAAUGUAGAUUUGCAACUUAUAGGUAUGCAUAUUUGAAGGCUUGAUUUCAAGGUAAUGUUUUCCUCACAAUACACUGGCUAAAUAAAGGCUGCUCCUUAAUAUCA
This is a messenger RNA of Perca flavescens (yellow perch), 2602 nucleotides long. RefSeq names its product protein kinase, cAMP-dependent, catalytic, beta b (gene prkacbb). NCBI's taxonomy places the organism in Eukaryota, Metazoa, Chordata, Actinopteri, Perciformes, Percidae. The record is from RefSeq and is a predicted model, not a curated record. Gene Ontology annotation, molecular function: cAMP-dependent protein kinase activity; ATP binding. Gene Ontology annotation, biological process: protein phosphorylation. The transcript is spliced from 10 exons. Bases 308 to 1363 code for a protein of 351 amino acids. Gene Ontology annotation, cellular component: cytosol; nucleus; cAMP-dependent protein kinase complex.